AUGACGUCCUCCGAUAAGGUCACCUAUGUCCCCGCUGAGGAGAUCGACAAGGGCUUCGCGCACACCACGAACCUGGCCUCGUCGGGCAUGAAUACCAAAGUCCUCGCCUGUUCCGACGAGUUCUUUGCCGCAGCCUCGAACCUGCUCACCCCGACUCCUCCCAUCAACCGUCCCGGUGUUUUCGUGCACACCGGCGCCUGGUACGAUGGCUGGGAGACUCGCCGCCACAACCCUGAGCCCUACGACUGGGUCGUGAUCAAGCUGGGUGUCGCCAGCGGCGCCAUCCAGGGCGUCGAAGUGGACACAGGUUUCUUCGUUGGCAACUAUGGCGAGAAGGCGGAGCUGCAAGGGACCUACGCAACCGCCGACAGCGGCAUCACAGACGAGCAGAUCGCCGACCCCAGCUUCAACGGCUGGACCACCAUUCUACCCCCCCAGCCCUGCGGACCGUCGCAGCGUCGCGCCUGGAAACUCAACGACUACGACCCCUCCAACCCCAAACCCUACACCCACGUUCGCCUGCUAAUGUAUCCCGAUGGCGGAUUCGGCCGUCUCCGUCUCUACGGCCACGCGAUCCCUCCCCCGGCCCCCGGGCACCCCCACUCCGCAGAAGCCCCCAUCGAGGAACUCUCCUCCGCGCUGCUGGGCGGUCUGGCCCUGACAGCAUCCAACCAACACUACACGCCCAUCUCCAACCUGAUACUUCCCGGCCGGGGCAAGGACAUGGGCGAUGGCUGGGAGACCGCGCGGUCGCGCAUCCCAGGCUACACCGACUGGGCCAUCUUCCAGCUGGGCCUCCCCGGCUCCGUCGCCAAGAUCGUCGUCGAUACCAAGGACUUCCGCGGUAACUUCCCGCGCGCCGUGCGGGUGCACGGUCUGCUCGAGGGCAGCGUGGCGGCCGGCGAGGUGCCUGCGCAUGAUCAUCAGGAUUGGAUCCCCCUGCUCAGCGGCGACAAGUUCUGCAAGGCCGAUACCGAGCAUGUGUACGAGGGUGCUGAACUCGCUGCUGGUGGCGAGGACCCGCGCACCUUCACACAUGUCAAGUUGACCCUGAUCCCUGACGGUGGUGUCAAGCGGUUCCGUAUCUUCGGCCGCAGAGCCCACCGCGCUUAA
Molecule: messenger RNA, 1113 nt
Organism: Aspergillus viridinutans
Lineage: Eukaryota; Fungi; Ascomycota; Eurotiomycetes; Eurotiales; Aspergillaceae
Product: allantoicase
Exons: 1
Coding region: 1-1113 (370 amino acids)
Biological process (GO): allantoin catabolic process
Molecular function (GO): allantoicase activity
Source: RefSeq, a predicted model, not a curated record